AUGGCGAGCGUGGUCCCCAGCGCCGCUCCGGGCCUCCCCGCCGCCCCUGCGGCCGAGCAGAAGCCGCCGCCCCACCUGAAGCCUUGCUGCGCCUGCCCGGAGACCAAGCAGGCCCGCGACGCUUGCAUCAUUGAGAAAGGAGAAGAGAACUGCGGCCCUCUCAUUGAGGCGCACAAAGAAUGCAUGAGAGCGCUCGGCUUCAAGAUAUGAACGAGGUCGGCCGCAGAUCUGAAUG
This is a messenger RNA of Euleptes europaea (tarantolino), 235 nucleotides long. RefSeq names its product cytochrome c oxidase copper chaperone. Gene Ontology annotation, cellular component: mitochondrial intermembrane space. The coding region runs from base 1 to 210 and encodes 69 amino acids. The transcript is spliced from 2 exons. Gene Ontology annotation, molecular function: copper chaperone activity; copper ion binding. The record is from RefSeq and is a predicted model, not a curated record. Gene Ontology annotation, biological process: mitochondrial respiratory chain complex IV assembly. NCBI's taxonomy places the organism in Eukaryota, Metazoa, Chordata, Lepidosauria, Squamata, Sphaerodactylidae.